GAGGAAGAAAGGGAGGGAGGCGACGUCAUGUGAUUCGCUUCCCUGCUCCUUUAAGCGUCCACAGGCGGCGGAGCGGCCACAAUCACAGCUCCGGGCACUGGGGGAGCCUGAGCCGGUUGCGCCGGGGGAAUCCGUGCGGGCGCCUUCCGUCCCGGUCUCAUCUUCGCCGCGCUCCCGCACCCCUGAAGUUUUGCCGCGCCCACAAAGGAGGCGAGGGAGGAGGGAGCGUGAGAGGGGAGGGAGCAAAAAGCACACCUUGAAACAUUGAUUUUUAAGGAGAAAAAAAAGGGGGGGGGCGCAAAAAUGGCUGGGGCAAUUAUAGAAAACAUGAGCACCAAGAAGCUGUGCAUUGUUGGUGGGAUUCUGCUCGUGUUCCAAAUCAUCGCCUUUCUGGUGGGAGGCUUGAUUGCUCCUGGGCCCACGACUGCAGUGUCCUACAUGUCAGUAAAAUGUGUGGAUACCCAUAAAAACCAUCACAAGACAAAAUGGCUAAUGCCUUGGGGACCCAACAAGUGUGACAAGAUCAGAGACUUCAAUGAAGCAAUUACAAAGGAAAUCCAAGCCAAUGACAUUGUGUUUUCUGUCCACAUUCCCCUCCCCUCCAUGGAGAUGAGUCCUUGGUUCCAAUUCAUGCUGUUUAUCCUGCAGCUGGACAUUGCAUUCAAGCUGAACAACCAAAUCCGAGAAAAUGCUGAAGUAUCCAUGGACGUUUCCCUGGCUUACCGUGAUGAUAUGUUUGCUGAGUGGACUGAAAUGGCCCAUGAAAGAGUGCCCCGGAAACUCAAAUGCACUUUUACAUCUCCCAAGACCCCAGAGCAUGAGGGACGUUACUAUGAGUGUGAUGUCCUUCCAUUCAUGGAAAUCGGAUCUGUGGCUCAUAAGUACUACCUCCUAAACAUCCGACUGCCUGUGAAUGAGAAGAAGAAAAUCAACGUUGGGAUCGGGGAGAUAAAGGAUAUUCGGCUUGUGGGAAUCCAUCAAAAUGGAGGCUUCACCAAGGUGUGGUUUGCCAUGAAGACCUUCCUUACGCCCAGUAUCUUCAUCAUCAUGGUGUGGUACUGGAGGAGGAUCACCAUGAUGUCCCGACCCCCCGUGCUUCUGGAAAAAGUCAUCUUUGCCCUUGGGAUUUCCAUGACCUUUAUCAACAUCCCAGUGGAAUGGUUUUCCAUUGGUUUUGACUGGACCUGGAUGCUGUUGUUUGGUGACAUUCGACAAGGCAUCUUCUAUGCAAUGCUUCUCUCCUUCUGGAUCAUCUUUUGUGGCGAGCACAUGAUGGAUCAGCAUGAGCGGAAUCACAUUGCAGGGUACUGGAAACAAGUCGGACCGAUUGCUGUUGGCUCUUUCUGCCUCUUCAUAUUUGACAUGUGUGAGAGAGGGGUGCAACUCACGAAUCCUUUCUACAGUAUCUGGACCACAGAUGUUGGAACAGAGUUGGCUAUGGCCUUCAUCAUUGUGGCUGGGAUCUGCCUCUGCCUCUACUUCCUGUUUCUGUGCUUCAUGGUAUUUCAGGUGUUUCGGAACAUCAGCGGGAAGCAGUCCAGCCUGCCGGCCAUGAAUAGGGUCCGGCGGCUGCACUAUGAGGGGCUGAUUUUCAGGUUUAAGUUCCUUAUGCUCAUCACCUUGGCCUGUGCUGCUAUGACUGUCAUCUUCUUCAUCGUUAGUCAGGUGACUGAAGGCCAUUGGAAAUGGGGCGGCGUCACAGUUCAAGUGAACAGUGCCUUUUUCACAGGCAUCUAUGGGAUGUGGAACCUGUAUGUCUUUGCUUUGAUGUUCUUGUAUGCACCAUCCCAUAAGAACUAUGGGGAAGACCAGUCCAAUGGUGAUCUGUGUGUCCCCAGUGACGAAGAACGCCAGCCCACCACCACUAUCACCCACGUAGACGGACCCACCGAGAUCUACAGGUUGACCCGCAAGAAGGCCCAGGAGUAGGAGGAGGCUGCAGCACCUGGUUAGGAUUGUCUCCCCAACCCCUAGCCGCUCUUAACUACAGUGGGGAGCGUGCUCAAGAGAGCUCAGUGCACAAACAGAUGCCUCGUGUCUCUUAGCUGUGGUUUCUCGGACCAGCAGCAAGGACGUUUGUCAGUUUGCCCUCUGACGGUAGCUUUCAGAGGAAGAUUCCUGCAGCCACUAGUGCAUUGUGUGUGAUAACAAAACCUCUGGUAUGACACAUUUUCUGUGAUCAUUGUUAAUUAGUGACAUAGUAACAUCUCUAGCAGGUGGGUAGUCAACCUCGUGUGUUGAGGGUGUACUCCUUGGGGGGAUGGUUUGGGCCAGCUGGGGUCUUUGUCGAGUGGAAUAUUUGACUGUUUUUCGUGUUUUAGAUUCUAGGAUAGAUUUAAACAUCCUUUGCAGUUCAAGAUAGACUGGGGUCCUAGUCUUCUCACUCCUAGUCCAUGACCACUUUUUUCCUGUUGAUAUCACCAAGUAGCCGGUUGAGUUAAUAUUUGUCAAUAGAUAUGCAUCCUUAUUUUUUAUAUCAUAAUGUAAAAUAACUGAAUUUCAUCAGAAGGUCCAUUACACCAGGGGCAUUUCAGCUUUGAAACCAAAUCUUGUGUAUCCAAUACUAACCAGUCUGUGGGAUGUGGGUUUUAAAAAAAUGUUUGCAAAACUACCCAAGUAGGAUUUAUUGUAUUAAAUGGCCUUUGGGUCUGAAAUGCUCUUUUUAACCUCUUGCUUAAAAUGUGUUUUCUUUUGAUAAGAUGCUUCAAACAGCCUCCAGAUGUGUAGAUCUGAUCAUUUAAAUAAACCUGUAUGUAUAUGCAUAUAUGUAUAUGCACACAUCCUCCUGCUCGAACUAAUA
Molecule: messenger RNA, 2800 nt
Organism: Trichechus manatus latirostris (Florida manatee)
Lineage: Eukaryota; Metazoa; Chordata; Mammalia; Sirenia; Trichechidae
Gene: WLS
Product: Wnt ligand secretion mediator
Exons: 12
Coding region: 304-1929 (541 amino acids)
Biological process (GO): intracellular protein transport; Wnt signaling pathway; Wnt protein secretion
Cellular component (GO): organelle membrane; endomembrane system
Molecular function (GO): Wnt-protein binding
Source: RefSeq, a predicted model, not a curated record